This is a messenger RNA of Culex pipiens pallens (northern house mosquito), 622 nucleotides long. RefSeq lists its product as uncharacterized. The transcript has 2 exons. Lineage: Eukaryota; Metazoa; Arthropoda; Insecta; Diptera; Culicidae. Bases 99 to 467 code for a protein of 122 amino acids. Gene Ontology annotation, molecular function: odorant binding. The record is from RefSeq and is a predicted model, not a curated record.
AGAGUCAACCGUCAGUCAUUUCUGGACAAAGGUAGUUAUCAUAGUAAUUAGAACGUUAUGAUAUAAAACACUGUUCACAACUAAAAUUAAAUACUAGUAUGAUGAAGUUCCCGGUGGCACUAGGUCUGUUUGUCGCAGUCGUGACAGCUGAUAUAAAGCUAACUCCAGAUGAGCGCAACUGCCAGAUGCGUCAGCGUGCCUCGGACAAGGACGUCGAGAUGUUUCAUACGAUGCAGCGACCGGUUGAGAGAACGACCAAGUGCUACUACGACUGCAUGAUGCAAGUGAUGGGUUAUUCCAACGGAAAGCGGUUCAUUCGGGACAGGUUCGAGGAUUUCUAUUUGAGUGCGGCCAAAAACGACGACCAACGGAGAACGAUUCGGCAUUUGGCGGACAAGUGCGACGGAACGGAACAUGACGACGCGUGUGAGCUGGCGGCCGAUAUUGUGGCGUGUAUUAGGCGUUGAUUUCUUCUUUUUAAGGUAGAUGGUGUUCUUCACUUUUGGGGCGAUGACUGUCCAAUGAUGGUUCUGAAUUCAGGGUUCAGAUAUAGUAAAUUGAAAUGAAAAAAUAAACACUAUAUGUAAAAUUCUUCUACAAACAACACAAAGAAAACCAUUUU